This is a messenger RNA of Thermothielavioides terrestris NRRL 8126, 794 nucleotides long. RefSeq lists its product as uncharacterized. The transcript has a single exon. The record is from RefSeq and is a predicted model, not a curated record. Bases 108 to 587 code for a protein of 159 amino acids. Lineage: Eukaryota; Fungi; Ascomycota; Sordariomycetes; Sordariales; Chaetomiaceae.
AUGCGUAUGCUGUCGCUGGUUACCCAGAUACGGGCCACUGGCAGCUCAGAUAAUCGAUUGACCCUCCAUGUUCAUUACUGACCCUGUCCUUGCGCGCCGGGUCUAGCAUGGCGAUAGAGGUGCUCAACGCGGGCAACGUGCUCGGUGUCUUCCUCCUGGUGAGAGCCUGGUGCCGAAAAACGAGGAGCUGGCAGCGCACGGGGCCAGCUCACCGAGGCGAGCGAGGUUAUUGUUACGCGCUUCCAAGGAGUCUGGACGCCUGCUAUUUCACUCGGGUUGCAUGCCCAUCCACCUUGUUUGCCAUGCCGUGUCUCAGGUCAGUCAAGUGGCACCGGCUGCGGGAUACUCACCGAACGCUGCCUGAUGGGGUCCCACGGCAUAUGGACAGCUCGCAUCUCUUCGCUGCCCACCGCUUCGUUCCGCGCAUCAUGCACCAACUCCUCGCCACAUCGUUGUGCCUCCAUGCACGCCAUCCGGAGACGAUUGUGGAAAUGGCGUUGGUUGCCAAAAAAAAUUGUUGGGGUGAGCUGUGGCGGGACCUCGUAAGAAUUGUGGAAGGCGGAGCGUUUGUGAGGAUCCACGCGUGACGGAGCCUAGGAGAUGACCAAGUCGGAGACAAAAAUCGAAGGCCACGCUUGGAGUUGUUUUCCUGCAAGAAACCACCACCAGUGGGCGCUUGCCACGCAAGUCUUCCAGUGUGUUUUGGAAGCGGGUUGGUUGCCUGACGACGCGGAGUUGAUCGCGACUUCCUUGAGUUCAUCAAACGAAACCAACGGACAGAGACGACGAGGUAG